This is a messenger RNA of Penicillium manginii, 4053 nucleotides long. RefSeq names its product ABC transporter ATP-binding protein. The record is from RefSeq and is a predicted model, not a curated record. Bases 1 to 4053 code for a protein of 1350 amino acids. Gene Ontology annotation, molecular function: ATP binding; ATP hydrolysis activity; ABC-type transporter activity. Lineage: Eukaryota; Fungi; Ascomycota; Eurotiomycetes; Eurotiales; Aspergillaceae. Gene Ontology annotation, cellular component: membrane. Gene Ontology annotation, biological process: transmembrane transport. The transcript has 2 exons.
AUGGCCGAUGCGACUACACCAGCGGAGACUCCCGCGGAGAUUCCCGCAAAGGAGAGCCCACGUGUGGUUGACAAGCUGAAGGACUUCUUCACUUACUUCUCGAUUUACUUCCGGACAAACCCAUCGAAUUUUGACCUCCUACUGCUCGUCGGUGGAGUCGUGUGCGCCAUUGCGUCUGGUAUCCCCUUUCCGCUUCUGGGUAUUAUAUUCGGUCAACUUAUCGACAAUUUCAACUCGGAGAGUUGCGCCGCAACUGAAACUCUCAAUGCCGCAACUCAAGCCUCUUACCAGGCCGAGGUCAAUAGUAAAAUCCUCUAUGUCUUGUACCUCGCCAUCGCCCAGUUUGGCUUCAUGUAUAUCCAUCUCGUCUGCUGGUCGAUGGGCGGUGCCCGACUCGCUCAACGAUUGCGCGAACUUUAUUUCCAGAAUCUCUUGCGCCAGGAGCCCUCAUUCUUUGAUAACCUCCCAUCCGGCGAGGUGUCUUCCCGAUUGAACAGUGAUAUCCAAACCAUUCGCUCCGGUACCUCGGAGAAGGUUGGCAUCUGCAUCUCCAGUGUUUCUUUCUUCGUCACGGCCUAUGUGGUCGCAUUUAUCAAAGACACGAAGCUGGCGGGGAUUUUGGUUUCGCUACUGCCCGCCUACUUCCUCAUGUCCAUCGGAGGCGGUUGGUUCAUCGAAAAAUAUUCCAGCCGAGUAUCCGAUUGCUUCGCAGCCUCUUCCUCCAUCGCAUCGGAGGGCCUGUCGAAUGUAGCAGUUGUGCACGCAUUCAAUGCGAACGAAAGACUCGAGGCGAAAUUUACCACCCAUCUGCGCACUGCCAGAGACGAAGGCAUGAAGAAGGCCCUUGCAACCGGUAUCCAGGCUGGAUUGAUGUACUUCAUCGCUUACUCCGCCAACGCCCUGGCUUUCUGGCAAGGAAGUCGCACUAUCGCCAACUCUGUCGCUAAUUCGAGCUCCAAUGGCGGCGGCGGUGCCUCUGUUGGAUCCAUCUUCACUGUGAUUUUCUUGCUCGUGGACGCUACCCUGAUUCUCAGCCAGGUGGCUCCGUUCUUGCAGAUCUUUGGCGCUGCAUCUGCGGCUUUCAGCAAGUUGAAGCGGGAUAUGGAUCACAAGUCUCUUAUUGAUGGUACCUCUACCGAAGGUCUUGAUGUUCCUUCUGCCACCCCUGGUCAUUUUGAGCUGCGCAAUGUGUCUUUCACAUACCCCUCUCGCCCUGAACGACAGGUACUUCGCAAUGUUUCUCUGGAAUGUCCUGCCGGCAAGCAGACUGCCAUCAUCGGUCUGUCUGGUAGUGGUAAAUCUACCAUCGCCAGCUUGAUGCUCCGACUAUAUGACCCGUUGGAAGGCUCACUCCUGCUGGAUGGCCAGGAAAUCCGAGGUCUGAACACGCGCCAGCUACGUAGCUGUAUCGGCAUGGUCCAACAGGAGGCAACCCUGCUCGACCGUUCCAUCCUGGAAAACAUCGCACACGGUCUCGUUAACUCUGCAAAGCACGAACACCUUAGUAACGCUCUGAUGGGUGCUUCGCUCGCUGAAGUGGCUGCUGCUAUUCGAGGCGGACAAGAUGCCACUGAGGCGGCUCAAGGCUAUGGAGCAGACGUGGUGGAGAUUAUCGGCAUGAUCCAGCACGCUGCAACCCUCGCCGAUGCUGCGCGAUUCAUUGGGAACUUAUCGGAGGGCCUGGGAACGAUCGUCGGAUCGAACGGUACCUUGCUGAGUGGUGGUCAGAAGCAGCGUAUUGCUGUUGCUCGUGCACUUGUUAAAGACCCCAAGAUCUUGAUUUUGGACGAGGCCACCGCUUCCCUUGAUUCGAAGAGUGAGAAGGAGAUUCUCGCGGCUGUAGAACGCUGCUCCGAGGGCCGGACUAUGAUCUCUAUUGCGCAUAGACUCUCGACUAUCCAGAAAGCUCACAAGAUCAUUGUCAUGCGCGAUGGUGUUGUCGUUGAGAAAGGUAACCACGGCGAACUCAUGGAGAAGCAAGGGGCUUAUGCGGGCCUUGUCGGCCUACAGAAUCUCAACACACAACCUUCGGACAAGUCAGUUGAUGCCCAGUCAGGCGAUAUUACGGAAACAGAGCAAUCUGGCGACGAUGCGGAAUCAAUCAAGUCGUUGAGCAAGGGCAAGGAGCAAAUCUCCAUCGAUGCAACUGAGAAAGCUGAUGACUCCUCCCCGCCUACAUCUUCAGGCGAUGAGUCCGCAAAGCCCCGGAAGAAAUCUGUCUGGCACUUGAUGAAGGGUGUUUAUCCCAUCAUGCGUCCCUACGUUCUCAUCGCCCUGCUGGCUCUCCUAGGUGCCAGUAUCGUUGGUGCGGCCUUCUCAAUCGAAGCUGUGAUCUUCGGUAAUACCGUUGGCAGUCUGACACCUUGUAAAUCACCCGAGUAUAUCCGCUCGCGUGGUGAAUUCUUCGGGUUGAUGUUCUUCAUCUUGGCCAUCGUUGAGUUCUUUGCCAAUAUUGUUAGCUGGGUUGGAUUCGGUUGGGUAUCGGAGAAGUCCAUCUAUAACAUCCGCAUUCUGCUCUUCCGCUCUCUUUUCGAGCAGGACUUGCAAUGGCAUCAAUCGGAGUCUCGCACACCAACUGGAUUACUUGGAUACAUUACAAAUGAUGGUAGUUUGAUUGCUGGUCUUAGCGGAUCUGUGAUUGGCACUAUCUUCUCCAUCUGUAUCAACCUCGUCAUUGCCAUCGUCAUGACUCUCUGCAUUGCGUGGAAGAUGGCUCUCGUCUGUAUUGCCGUUGUACCUCUACUUCUAGGAGUUGGAUUGAUGGAACUGAAUGUCCUAGCCAAAUUCGAAGAGAAGCACGAGAACGCAUUCAACAAAUCCGUCAGCAUCAGCGUUGAGGCAAUCAAUUCGAUCAAAACAGUCGCCGCCUUGUCCCUCGAGAACGAGACAUUGGCCGUCUUCCGCCGCACACUAUCUGGACCACGUCGUGAAACAACCCAGAUCAGUCUAUGGGCAAAUUUAUGGCUCGGCCUGGCCUUCUUCAUCGGUAACCUGUCCUACGCUCUCGCUUUCUGGUGGGGAUCAAAGCAGAUCUUCAACGGCACCUACAGCGAAACCCAAUUCAUCAUCGUCAUGUUCGCUCUCCUGGUCAGCGCCCAACUCUGGAGUCAAAUGUUUGCCCUCGCACCCGAGGUAUCCAACGCCCGCGCCGCCGUGGCCAGAGUCCUAGAAAUUCUAGAGCUCGGUCAAUCAGGCCUGGCGUCUAAGGUCAAAGCCCUGCCCGAACCAUCCACCACACCCUCAUCAUCCGAGAAGGACAUCGAGUCAACCGGCGAAACGAAGUCCUUCUCGCCAAAUGCGCAGGGAGGCGUCGACGUCGAACUCCGCGACGUGAAAUUCUCAUAUCCCGCCCGCGCGCACGCCCCGGUCCUCCGCGGCCUAAACGUUCACGUCAAACCAGGCCAAUUCUGCGCCCUCGUCGGUCCCUCCGGCGCAGGAAAGUCAACCAUCAUCUCGCUCGUGGAAAGAAUGUACCUCCCCAGCUCAGGCGCCAUCCUCGUCGACGGAACGGACAUCACGCAACGAAGCGACAUCACCUUCCGUGACGAAAUCGCCCUCGUCCCGCAAGAAGGGACCCUAUUCGAGGGCAGUGUGCGAUUCAACAUGUCCCUCGGCGCCCGACCCGGCACCGAAGUCUCAGAAGAAGAGAUCGUCCAAGCGUGCAAAUUGGCCAAUAUCCAUGACACGAUUAUGAGUUUGCCGGACGGAUAUGAGACUGAGUGCGGUGCCAAUGGUAGCAAGUUGUCUGGUGGACAGAAGCAACGGUUGGCGAUUGCGAGAGCCCUGGUUCGCAAACCACGACUGCUUAUCCUGGACGAACCGACCAGUGCGCUGGAUGCGGAGUCUGAGAAACUUCUGCAAGAGGGACUGGAGGUUGCGUCGCGGGGGAUCAGUGUGUUGGCGAUUGCGCACCGUCUUAAUACUAUUCGCAAGGCUGAUAAGAUCUAUAUGAUCGAGGCUGGUGUUUGUGUUGAUUCGGGCACGCAUGAGGAGCUGUUUGCGCGGUCUGAGAAUUAUCGGAGUAACGUGCUCAGCCAGACAUUCGAGGGUUGA